Molecule: messenger RNA, 920 nt
Organism: Trichechus manatus latirostris (Florida manatee)
Lineage: Eukaryota; Metazoa; Chordata; Mammalia; Sirenia; Trichechidae
Gene: MPC1L
Product: mitochondrial pyruvate carrier 1 like
Exons: 1
Coding region: 1-414 (137 amino acids)
Biological process (GO): pyruvate import into mitochondria
Cellular component (GO): mitochondrial inner membrane
Source: RefSeq, a predicted model, not a curated record
AUGGCGGCGGUGGCGACACUUGUGCGGCGGGCGAGGGACUACGUGCAGACCAAGGAGUUCCGGGAAUACCUGGCUAGCACGCACUUCUGGGGUCCUGUGGCCAACUGGGGCCUUCCACUGGCAGCCUUCAAGGACAUGAGGGCGUCCCCGGAGAUAAUCAGCGGCCGCAUGACGACAGCGCUCGUUUUCUACUCGUUGGCUUUCAUGCGCUUCGCCUACCGAGUACAGCCUCGAAACUUGCUGCUGAUGGCGUGUCACGGCGCCAACGUGGUGGCGCAGAGUAUUCAGGGGACCCGCUACCUACUGUACCACUAUGGUAGCAUCGGAAUGACCACCCCUGCCGACUCUCACGACCCUUCAGCGACCAGCUCCAGCCAGGCGUCUGCCGCCCCUGCUUCUCAGUCCCCAAAAUGACUUCCUUAUAUGACUGAGAGUGAUCGAAUCUUGCAAGCAUUAAAUUUCUCCUACAGAAAAAAACAGUUAAAGCUUUGGUUUUGACUCUACAACAGUGCGAGUCUGACUUAAACCUGCCGUUUGGUUAAUAAAAAAAUGGAAAAUAGCACCGACUAAAGUUGUUGGGUCUUGCUUAUUUUGUGAACUGGAAAUCAAAUGUUUUUAGAGGUGAGGGUAGAUUAACUGGUCUUCCUCUUCAUGGGACCUGCAACUUGAGGGUUAGUUUAUAUGGGGAAGGAAGACUUUUUGUUUUUCUGUUUUAAUGGGAAAGACACUUCAAACUAUCCACUAACUCAGUUUUUUGUUUUUUAAAGUUCUCUUGAGACCAUGUUUCUAUUACUUGUUUUGGUAUACACACACACACAACUUCAAAGUGUUUAAAUUCAGUGAAAUCCAGUUUAGACUUUUAAGGAGUACAUUAAGGGAACCUAGAAUCUCUUUGUGACUGAGAACAAUUACAGAAUCUU